AUGAACAUUACAGUAACGGUCCCCGAAGGGUCAAGCAACCAUGGCAAUCCGAACCUCCUGUGCGUUCCCCCGAGCUGGUCUGACUACAUCAUCUUCUACUUCUCCAACUACGUUGCGCACGCUGCCACGGUUAUAAUGAGCCCGGGACAGGGCUGGAGAGAGACGAUCAUCGUCGUCCUGAGCGCGCUCCUCCUUCCCGGCAGCGGCAUCCAACGUGCCAUCACAGCCAUCCGGCGCCGCUCCAGGUUUCAGUCUGAUCCGCUGACCCGUGCUGCCCGUGCCGGUGCUUUGUGUGUGGUCGUCAGAGAGGACGGUGACUCGACACAUCGGCCUGAUCUUGCCGACGCUCCGGCCCAGGAAGAAGGCCGCGGUGGCUCGCAGUUGUCCUCGACUGAAGGAGGGCGGCCUAGCAAGGAAGACAAUCUACCGGAGAGCCCGGAGGCAGAUAUCGCCCCAGUCCACGCCGAAAGCCGCAACCCGGAACAUGGGGUCAACGAAACGAAAAUAGGAGGAAGGCAAGCCCAGGCUCUGCGGAUAACCAAUCAUCAGCGCGUGGCCGCGCGUGCUAACGCAUGCGUGGUCCCCCGUGACGCCGUCGUUCACGGACAAUACCGCCUGCCAGCCGGCUACCGCCUCGUGUUCGUGCCGGCCUGGGCGGCGAGCGAGAUCAAGACGCCGGCCGGGGCGGAGUGCAACUCGCUCGCGUCGUCGUACAACUUGCCCAAGCUCCUCGUCAGUCUGCUCCAAAUCGUCUGGGCCACCACCACGCUCUACCGCGCGAGAGGCGAUCAGAUCCAGCGGUUCGGUUAUGCCGCCUUCGGGUUGACUGUGGCGCCGUACGUCUUCAUGUCCAUCAUGAACAUUGCCGGCUCAUUUCUCAACCCCGAGUACGCCGCCAUCUUCAUGGUCCGGACGCCGCUGAUGGACGAAGCCGAGUCCAAAGGAGGCUUCUUCGUCGGAGAAGUCAGACACGACGCCGGGGCGAGACCUGGAGCCGAACCCGAGUUCUUGGACAUCGUUAAACAAGAAAGCUUCCUGUAUAUUCUGAGCACUUUCUGUGGUUUCAUCCCCCUCGCGAUAAUCGGAGGCCUUAGCCGAUUUGAGGCACAGGACAGUACCACGCUCCAGCAAGUCUUCACUUCUUUUUGGGUAACCCAGUUCUGGGCAUUUUCGGAGGAACCGUUACCGUAUUCUAUGUUAUAA
This is a messenger RNA of Thermothielavioides terrestris NRRL 8126, 1203 nucleotides long. RefSeq lists its product as uncharacterized. Lineage: Eukaryota; Fungi; Ascomycota; Sordariomycetes; Sordariales; Chaetomiaceae. The record is from RefSeq and is a predicted model, not a curated record. The transcript is spliced from 2 exons. Bases 1 to 1203 code for a protein of 400 amino acids.